This is a messenger RNA of Seminavis robusta, 1241 nucleotides long. NCBI's taxonomy places the organism in Eukaryota, Bacillariophyta, Bacillariophyceae, Naviculales, Naviculaceae. The record is from the annotation of a GenBank genome assembly.
UUUGUGAACCUCAGCAGCAAAGGUCUCAACAGGACACAUGCAUUCUGUUCUCUGAGUAUCGCUACUUUUCAUCGACAAUGGCGGAGAAAACGAUGCAUGCAAAGUCGGUCGAAGACUUCGCUGUUCAACGGCAUGAAGAAGGUGCCAUGAUUCUUCGUAUCGUGCUCAACGGAAACGAAAAAUUCCUGCCCGAGGAUUGGAUGGAGAGAAGUGGUGCUGAUUCAAUCUUGGCCAAACAGAUCCUUGGAACCAAUGAAGGAUUGUCUGGGACUACCAUACUACAAGUUGAUGAGAGCCUUGUUGUUGCCUUUGACUUGAUCUUGUUGUGGUUUUCUAGGGGCGACGGUUUCAUACAGAAAUCCCUCGACGAAGCGAAUGCAUCGGAACUGUAUCAUCUUUCCGAGUACUUUGGUUUGGAAACUCUCAAAAAGGUGAUUGAAAAGGAGCAGAAACAUCGAGAAGAGCUGGAGCAGGCAAAGCGCCUAGAGCAAGAACGAAAGGAGAGGUUGCUGCAAGAAAGGCUGAAACGAGACGCAGCACUGAGGCGACGAGGAUAUGUCCAGUGCAGUUCGUGUGGGGACUACACACAAGCGCAUUUUCGAGGUCACUACAGUCCAAGAUGCUGGUUUUGUUGUUCCAUGUAGGGUUAUGCUCCAAUGUCCAGCCACUCGGCGACAAAGGACGGUCCAAAUCCUAUCGAUCAAGACUGCAUUUUUUCUACCCAUGUAUGUGUUGUGUGUAUCCAUGUCUGUCUUCUCGGGUAUCAUCGCCGGGACCCGGCUUCCUACUUGCAUUAGAGCAAUGCCAUAUCCGUUUUCGGCUGUUUGUCGUAUUCUUGGAACGGCAACUCGCCAUCAUCAUCCGCCACAACAUAGUUAAACAUGUAUGUUUCCAGCAUUGGAUUCUCGACCAGCAAAUGAUUCUCUUUGGAUGAAAUGAGCCCAAAAGCUUCCUCGUACAGUCUCUUGGCACGGAGUGAAUUGAUGUUUGCGUAGUGGCAUGCAGCGCUGGACAACAAGCCAAUAAAGUAGGCCAAGUCCUCCUGGUUACCACCUUCAUGACGCAUUAGUUGAAAGGCCGUCAAGUUUUCUAAAGCCGAUCCAAUCUCACCACGAUCAAAGUGGACAAUGGCUGCUUUGAGCCUGGCUUGUUCAUGGUGCGCUGUACCCAAGCUUGCCACUGAGAACACUGUUGGAAUGAGGAACAUGCAAUCGCGCACUGUGGGGUGAGCAAUCUAAGCG